Molecule: messenger RNA, 1702 nt
Organism: Humulus lupulus (European hop)
Lineage: Eukaryota; Viridiplantae; Streptophyta; Magnoliopsida; Rosales; Cannabaceae
Product: protein TRIGALACTOSYLDIACYLGLYCEROL 1, chloroplastic
Exons: 3
Coding region: 422-1474 (350 amino acids)
Biological process (GO): phospholipid transport
Cellular component (GO): ATP-binding cassette (ABC) transporter complex
Source: RefSeq, a predicted model, not a curated record
AUUCGUGUAAACUUUUAUACAAUCACUAUAUUGAGCUCCAAUCAUAUGCUGUAAUUGUUUGCUCCAUUUUCUCGUUCUCUCAUACUUGGUUUGACCCUUAUCCCUCGAUCACACUUCUUUCUUCUGCAGAUUCCGAGUGCCACUGUUUCCCUUCCGCCGUCGCUGCCUACUCCUAGUUCUUGGGUUCAUUGAAGUGAAUCUUGUUCUUUAAAAGCCUAAUUUCACCUUUCUAAGUAAUACUUGGGGUUUUAUGACGAUAUUGGUUUGAGAGCGAACUAGAGAAAGUGAAAGGUGAACCACUGAACCAGUACCAAUCGGGUGAUGAACCUCCGAAUGACGAGGUGAGUCAGCUGGGUUUGGCCUUGCUGCUGUAUUUUGGAAGGAACUCAUUUCUUAGACUGGAAAUUUAACACAAUCAGCUAUGCAAAUAGCUUCCAGUCAUCUAUACUUUUGUUGUCCUGACAGAAAAAGAAGCAUAAAACCGGAUGGAUGGUUUAAAAUGCAAAUCCCGUGUUCACAUCAACAGGUUAAAAGUAUUGCUUUUGUUCGAAGACCUCAGGAUUGUAAGUUUUCAAUGCAGAAUACUAGACUGUUUGCUGUUCCCAACACAGAUGAUGGGCACCCAUCUGUCUCCAAGUUAGAAGACUCGAACACAAACCAUUCCCCCAACUCUGAAGUGGAAUCCUUGCUGCACCAUUGGUCGCCUCCGCGGUUUGUGUGGAGGGGAUUAUCAGUUCUUGUUCUUGCAGGGCAGGUUAUAGUAAGAAUUUUAAUGGGAAAAAUCCACUGGCGGAAUACUCUCCAACAGUUGGAGAGAGUUGGGCCUAAAUCAAUUGGGGUUUGUCUCCUAACUUCAGCAUUUGUUGGAAUGGCCUUCACUAUCCAAUUUGUGAGAGAAUUUACCAGGUUGGGUUUAAGCAGAUCUGUUGGUGGAGUACUAGCUUUGGCUUUCGCAAGGGAGUUGAGUCCUGUGGUUACAUCAAUAGUGGUCGCAGGGCGUAUAGGAAGUGCUUUUGCUGCAGAGUUGGGAACAAUGCAGGUCUCCGAGCAAACUGACACAUUGAGAGUUCUUGGGACUAACCCUGUUGAUUACCUUGUGACCCCAAGGGUGAUUGCGGCCUCUGUUGCUUUGCCAUUUUUGACACUGAUGUGCUUCACAGUAGGUAUGGCAUCAAGUGCCUUGCUUGCUGAUGCUGUUUAUGGUGUUAGUAUCAACAUUAUAUUGGAUUCAGCUCGAAGAGCACUUAAACCAUGGGACAUUAUUAGUGCAAUGAUUAAGUCACAGGUGUUUGGUGCUAUUAUAUCUGUUGUGAGCUGUGCUUGGGGGGUUACCACCAUGGGAGGUGCCAAAGGUGUCGGGGAGUCCACAACCUCAUCAGUUGUCAUCUCCCUUGUUGGUAUCUUCAUUGCGGAUUUUGUUCUAUCGUACUUCUUUUUCCAGGGAGUAGGAGAUUCAUUGAAGAAUUGUAUGUAAGCAAUUGGUUGGUGUUCCAUUGUUAUAUUAGUGUCUUCUCUGUUUGUUUAAGGGUCCAUUAAAAUUAAAUCCGAUUAGAGCUUGAAAUGAAUCAAAUUUUUGCAAGAUCAAUUGCAUGCCUUUUGGUAAUUCUUUGUUUAGCUACUCUCUUCUUUCUUUUGUGGGUACAAAUGUUUAGAAAAUAAGUGUUGUCAAUUUGUGAAAUGGAUGGUCUCCAAUUUUUUUUCC